This is a messenger RNA of Pyrus x bretschneideri (Chinese white pear), 785 nucleotides long. RefSeq names its product NDR1/HIN1-like protein 3. Bases 84 to 785 code for a protein of 233 amino acids. The record is from RefSeq and is a predicted model, not a curated record. Lineage: Eukaryota; Viridiplantae; Streptophyta; Magnoliopsida; Rosales; Rosaceae. Gene Ontology annotation, biological process: defense response to other organism. The transcript has a single exon.
AUCAACGAAAUAGAAAAGAAUAUUUUGCACUUCGUUCAAAAUUUAAAUUAAUUCAAAAUCUGUCCCUUGGAUCUCGAUCAGCUAUGGGUUCUAAACAAUGUUGUUGCUGCUGCUGCCUCCUUUUCUUGGGUCUUUUCUUCAUCGGCAUCGCUGUUCUGUUCGUGUUUCGGGAUAAACUAGGCCCUUCAUUAGAAGCGAGCUACAAGGUGACUGAUGCCGCGUUGACGCAGUUUGGUACGGGGUCUGGAAAAACCCUCGAAUACAACCUAGUUGCCAACAUAACCGUCGAAAAUCGUGAAAAAAAUUUUGACUACAAGUAUGACAAAUUUGAAGCUGUUGCUACUUAUGAUGACAAGGAUUUAAGUGCAGUUAGUUUGAGCACAUUCGAUGUAGCCAGCACGAAGACAAGUGCAGUGACUCCACUAGUGUUCAAGGGCCAGAAGUCUUUUAAGGGGGAUGUGGCUUCAAAAAUUAAGGGUGGUACGAGUUUUGAUAUCGUUUUGAAGAUCAAAAUUAAGGUUCUGUCCAGGUUUACUAAGGUAGAUAUUUUUAACGAGUAUAAGGUGGAAUGCAAGUUGAAGGUUCCCUUGAUAAAUUCCAAGGGAAAAUCUUCUGACAAAUUUGAGAGUACCGAUUGCGAAAAGGUUUGCAUCUGUCUACUCCUCUUUCCAUUUCUAACUUUUGAAUGCUAUGACCAACAGGCUAUUAACAAGAAAUGUCGCAAUUGGCUGGUAACGGGUGCUAAUCUAAAAAUUGUAGAGAAAUAUGUUCUACAGAUAUCAUGA